AGAGACGCAUUACUUAUCAUUCAUUGAAUUUGUUAACGUCUCAAGAGCAAAUAUAAUCAAGCGACCAAUCGGAGCAUUCAGAUAUCGCGCCUAUCUACAAAAAUAAUAGAUAUUUGGCUGUUGCCAUUGUUUCUGAUUACUUAUUGUUUCGAUAGGAGUUCUGUGCGUGCUAGAAGGAUUGAUAAGAGACUAGUGCGGCCACAGUAACUUUUGAUCCUCCGAGUAAGGAACAUCUCGUUGCGGAGGAACACAACAGAGCAGCAGUUAACUAAUUGAAUCAAUUGAACGAGUGCCGUCCGCUGGUGAUUGCGGGCCCCGAAGUACGUCGAUGUGACUGCCCUGUACGACGAUUCCAUAGUGCCUUAUUGUGUCUAAAGUGAUCAUGUGCAUCUUAGUGUGAUAUGAUGUGAUAUCGGUUUGGCAUAAGAAAUGAAAAUCAAAAUGAUAAGAUCUUUCUUCAUCUGGCUGGGGUUGGCGUUAAGUGUGUCAUGUAAGGAGUUGACAGACUUAGAAGCGCUAGCGUCAGCGCCCACGCGCUGCACUUACGAACACGCGUAUGACAUGCUCGGAGCCCACUGCGGAGGCCUGCGACUCACAAAAAUACCCUCGCUCAGAGGCGGCAUUGAGAUUCUCGACUUCAGUGACAACAAGUUGCAAGAAUUGCACGCCGAUACUCUGUCUUCGUACUCCAGCAUAAAAUUCCUGUAUUUGGCUGAAAAUCAAAUAUACAUGAUCGAUAAAGAUGCCUUCGCGUCACUUUCCUACCUUCAAACAUUAGAUUUAUCUAAGAAUGUUAUCCUAGCAUUGCCAGAUUCAAUAUUUCAGCUGCCGUCACUGAGAAAGUUAUAUUUAAGUGGUAAUCCAUUGCUUCACAUGAGCUUCAAAGAUCUGACUAUUACGAAGCCAAUCCAAGCACCUUUGGAACUACUAGACCUGUCAGAUUGUAAGAUAAAUAAGUUACCCGACUGGGGUAUUCUACCUAAUUUGGUCCUGUACAAUAUAUCACAUAAUCCUUUAACAACACUCGAACCUCAACACUUCAGUACCAUGUGCAAACUGGCUAAAGUCGAUUUAACUGAAUCUAUAGACAAUUUAAAGUUGUGCGAAUUAAAAGCGACCGUUAUUUGGUUUCAAGAGAAAAAUGUUUACUUCCACCUUAGCGAUUACAAUAGGUUAAAUACCAGAGAAUUCGACAACUGUCCAAAGCCAGAAAUAUCAGCGACGUUAAACGCAAGUUAUCAUCUCUGUGAAAAAGUUUAUACACAGGUACAAAAUGCAAAAACGUCUCGACGAACAUGGUUAACUAUAAGUGGAGGUCUGGCUGGGUUUCUGGUCGGCUUUGUGCUACUCCUUUACAUCAUGCAUCGACACAACGUCGCGCAAACAAAAAGAACAGCCAAAGAAAAGACUGCAGCCGCCGCUGGCGUCAAGAACGCGACCGCGGUUCUUCUUAAUGACGUCUCCUAAGGUCAAGGUGGUAGAAAAAGUGAUUCUACCUCUGGUAGAAGGAUAGGAGAUUUCACCUCCUUGCACUGUACUAGAUUAUAGACAUAAUUUAGAUAUUCAGAGCAUUCCUGAAUUUAUAAUUGAAUUAAAGAUUAAUAGCAAUAACGUGCGGUGAAUAUAAGAAAAUCGAGAGUGAUGUUGGACUACGAAAAUGUGAAACGUUAGUGGUUGUUCGAAUAUAACAAAUGAAAUGAAGAUUUUAGUAGUUGCUAUAAUAUUUAUUGGCACAGUCUACACACAACUACUGGGAAAAAAUUACGUAGAUAUUUACAAUCGUAAGUUUCAACUGUCAAAAAACCCGCUUAAAUACUGUUAUUUCUAUUUUUUAAGGAAAUGAGAGGGAUGAAAAUAUAUUUUGUUGAGGUGUUUUAAUAGUUGAAACUCGCGGUAAGAUGUAUAACAUUCUAACAAAAGAUUUUGUUAGAAUGUUAUGAUUUGUUUAGAAAGACUGUUUUUCUGCAGACGAAGUUCAACACAUUUUUAGUCGACUUCAAAAAGAAGGACGUUAUCAAAUCGUCUGUAUUUUUUUUUGGCAAUUUUUUUUUCGGAUAUUUGUUUUGAUGUUGCGAAGAAGCGGUUAAUUUUAUUGUAAGUAGGAUGCUAUAAAUGUGGCUUUAUGAUAUAAUUCCGACCUUCCAUUUUCGCUGUCGUAAAAUAUGUAAAAACAUAUUUACAGUGCAACCUUAAUAUAACGUACCUCAAUAUAACGACUUCCUCGAUUUAACAAAUUUUUCGUAAUCCCCUUGAAUUGUCCAUAAGAGUCAAUAUAAAAUAUACCUUUACAUUGCGAACAUUCUUUGCGUACAACCUCUUUAUAACGAAUUUUCAACUAUCAAGAAAAAGUAUUCAUACCUCUAAUUAACGAAUUUUGCCAACCCAAAACCUUUAUAUAAAGUUUCCACCAAUAAUUUAUCUCUUAAUCUUAUAAUGUGAUUCAUGUCUCGACAUGUUUCGACACGCUUUUGUUUGUACAGUAAUCAUUGUUGUUUUGAUGGAAAGUAAUGUAAACACCUCUGCUCGUCACUAUUGUUAAAGAUUUAAGUUAAAAUGGCUCAGAAACGUAAAAGGUGUUCCUUAUCGGUCGCAGAAAAGCGAAACAUCAUUAAUUAUGUUGACCAAAAUCCCAUGACGAAAAAAUUAGACAUAGCUAAUAAGUUCGGAAUUCCCGCAAGUGCAUUGGCUACAAUUUUAAAAUUUAAAGAUAAGUUUUCAGAAGAAAGUAGCUUGAAUGUAAACAGUAAAAGAUUAAAAUCAUGCGAGUUCAAAAACGUAGAGGAAUGUGUCUCUUUUACCUCUUUAUAACGAAUUUUAGACCAAUCUAACCUCAACAUAACAAACCUCAGUUCAACGAAUUACUUGAUAUUACGAAUAUUUUCUUGUUCCCCUCCGAUUUGUUAUAUCGAGGUUGCACUGUAUAACCUCUUUUCAAAGAGAAUGAAAGAGAUGACAAAAUGUUCAGGUUUUUUGUAUUUGAUACUGGACUCAAGUUUGUCAAGUUUUUCUGCAUUUAAAAUUGAUGGGAACAUUUUGUUUUGUUUGAAACUAAGCGGAAUU
This is a messenger RNA of Papilio machaon (common yellow swallowtail), 3060 nucleotides long. RefSeq names its product tsukushi (gene Lapsyn). Gene Ontology annotation, molecular function: protein binding. The transcript has 5 exons. NCBI's taxonomy places the organism in Eukaryota, Metazoa, Arthropoda, Insecta, Lepidoptera, Papilionidae. The coding region runs from base 430 to 1467 and encodes 345 amino acids. The record is from RefSeq and is a predicted model, not a curated record.